Messenger RNA from Paramecium tetraurelia, 531 nucleotides. RefSeq lists its product as uncharacterized. The record is from RefSeq and is a predicted model, not a curated record. The transcript is spliced from 2 exons. NCBI's taxonomy places the organism in Eukaryota, Ciliophora, Oligohymenophorea, Peniculida, Parameciidae.
AUGAAUUACUCACCUCCAAAAUCUUAAUCAUUCUCAGCAGAAAGGCGUCCCACAUCUAUUUUUCUUCAUCCGUUUCCAAAACCUCCCAGCUGUUCUCAGAUGCCAAUAUUCAAGAUUGAUUUCGGCAAGGAGAAUAUUCCACCAUAGAAAAUAAGCUGGGAAUAAUACUCGUUAUCCCUUUAACAAUCAACAGUCUCUUAAAAGAAAAAGCCAACUUAAAAAUACGUUGAAUUGGAGUCGCAGACUGAUUCCAAAAUCAAGUUCAAAUUCCCCCUAUAUACAGAUCAUUAGCUUGGCAUCAAAUCGGAAUAUUAGAAUCUCCUAUAAGAAGCUUACGAUAAUGAUGAUGAUAUCAAUACAAGAGAAAGUGUAAUGAAUUUUUUUAUAGAUGUUUGUAAAAGAGAUCUAGUAUAAGGAAUGAUGGAAAAUCAAUAAAUUAAAGAUUAAAAGGGAAAUCCAAUCCUAAAUUUUUCGGGUUUAACUUAAAGAUUGAGUGUACAAUAAGAAUCUAUGAACUAGAAAGCAGAAUGA